This is a messenger RNA of Labrus bergylta (ballan wrasse), 3524 nucleotides long. It is a transcript of the gene cyth1a, whose product is annotated as cytohesin 1a. Gene Ontology annotation, biological process: regulation of ARF protein signal transduction. The record is from RefSeq and is a predicted model, not a curated record. Lineage: Eukaryota; Metazoa; Chordata; Actinopteri; Labriformes; Labridae. Gene Ontology annotation, molecular function: guanyl-nucleotide exchange factor activity.
UGGAGAGAUUUUAUCCAACUCGGGGGAUUAGGUGGAGCAGAUUGACACAGAGCAGGACUUUACAGUUGGAGUCUCUGCUCGUCCAGGAGAGACGGAGUGACUCCCUGCAGCCACAGCAGUGGAGCUUGGCCCGCUGCUACUUCCCUUUUCCUCCUUCUCAGUUGCAAUCACAAGGACGGAGAAGCUCAAACAGCCACCAACGGAGCCGUAUACCUUCACACACGGAUAGAAAUAUAACACUGUGGAGCUAUGGGGACGGUGAGUGAGCUGUGCGUGUCCAGCCUGCAGACGUUUUUGUGUCCAGCUGUGAAGACGCUCCAACAAGAUCCAGUACCGGACGACCUCACCCCAGAGGAGCAGCAGGAGCUGGAGAAUAUCCGCCUGCGCAAGCAGGAGCUGAUCGAGGACAUCCAGCGGCUGAAGGAUGAGAUCGCAGAGGUGACGAGUGAGAUCGAGAACCUGGGUUCCACUGAGGAGAGGAAAAAUAUGCAGAGGAAUAAACAGGUGGCCAUGGGCCGAAAGAAAUUUAACAUGGACCCCAAAAAGGGGAUCCAGUUCCUGAUCAUGAAUGACUUGCUGAAGAAUACCAGCGACGACAUUGCUCAAUUCCUCUACAAGGGUGAAGGCCUCAACAAAACAGCCAUUGGAGAUUACCUCGGAGAGAGAGAUGAAUUAAAUCUCCAAGUGCUCCACGCUUUUGUGGAGCUUCAUGAGUUCACAGACCUCAACCUGGUUCAGGCCCUACGACAGUUCCUGUGGAGUUUUCGGCUUCCAGGAGAAGCUCAGAAGAUCGACCGCAUGAUGGAGGCCUUUGCUCAGCGCUACUGCACAUGCAACCCUGGAGUUUUCCAGUCCACAGACACCUGUUACAUCUUAUCAUUUGCCAUCAUCAUGCUGAACACCAGCCUCCACAACCCUAACGUGAAGGACAAGCCUACCGUGGAGCGAUUCAUCUCCAUGAACAGAGGAAUCAAUGAUGGAGGAGACUUACCUGAAGACCUGCUCAGGAAUCUGUAUGACAGCAUCAAGAAUGAGCCUUUCAAAAUCCCAGAGGACGACGGCAAUGAUCUAACGCACACUUUCUUCAACCCGGACAGAGAGGGCUGGCUGCUGAAACUGGGGGGACGAGUGAAAACCUGGAAGAGGAGGUGGUUCAUCCUCACAGACAACUGUCUGUAUUACUUUGAGUACACCACAGACAAAGAACCAAGAGGAAUCAUCCCACUGGAGAACCUGAGCAUCAAAGAGGUGGAAGAUAAGAAACCUAAUUGCUUUGAGCUUUUUAUUCCUGACAACAAGGAUCAGGUGAUAAAGGCAUGUAAGACUGAGGCUGACGGACGUGUUGUCGAGGGUAACCACACUUUCUACCGGAUCUCCGCCCCCACUGCAGAGGAAAAAGAUGAAUGGAUGAACAGCAUCAAAGCUGCCAUCAGCAGGGAUCCCUUCUACGAGAUGCUGGCAGCCAGGAAGAAGAGGGUGUCGUCCAUGAAGAGGCACUAAAGCUGCUCGACUCUCCAGACGUUGCACUUGACAGAGCGAGGGGUUCCGGAUAUCUGCUCGCCCUGUCUGGGCCUGUGCAGAGGCCACGGUUGAGAUCUCUCCAGGGGAUUCUCUCUAGGAUACAAAUUUGACCUGGCUUUUGGACUUUUACAGGCCAGAAAAACAGGAAGCAUGCUGGGGUCUCUAGAUAAGAGUCAGGGUGAAAACCCCCUCUAACCUCCUCUCUGAAUGUCUCUCUGUUUCUCUCUCAGCUUUGUGUGUGCUCUCUGUCUCUCUCUCUCUACGAGGUCAAAAGAGAUUCUUGCUGUGUAACUCGGCAAAAUCUCUUCCGAAGACGCUUUAAAAACACACAUACAUGCAUACACUCAUGCUGUCCCCCAUUGCACACAUCGUUAAAACUCAGCAGGUCUGACCGAGUGUGGCACCCCAACCAAAAUAUUCCUCGCUUUCUGAAAGAACAGAAAAGACCUUUUCUUAUGUGCUUUAAUAUGUUAGGGUAGUACGUGUCUAUUUUUACAGCUUUACUGUUUAUUCCUCUGGAGAUUUUUUUUUGUCUGUGUGCUUUUGUAAAAAAAAAACAAAUUCUUGCAACUAAAUCUGUAGGGGGGGGGAGGGUCUGCUUUGCCAACUGUUAGCUAUUUUAUAGAAAAGUAGAAAAACCAAAAAAGGAACAAAAGGUUUUCUGUUGAAAUCAAGUUGCCACUCAGGAGAUUGUUACAAAGAUCUAAAAGCUUUCAAUGUCCACGUUGACUUGGAUAUAUAUCAUAACACGACAGCCAUGUGAGGAAUGAAAGCCUCUUCUGUGUCCCACACUGAACUUUGUUUUUGUAAAUGUGAAGCUGCACCGUGGGGACACACGGCUGCAGAUGAAGGAGGUCUCUGCUUUGUCUGGAAAAAGUCUCGGUGAUGGAUCUGGCUCUCACUGCUCAUUUCCUGAUUGUCCUGGAGGUGCAUCCUGGGGAUCAGAGUCCUUUAAAGAGAUGUGUGAUUAUCAAACCAGGCUUUUUUUUUUAGUAUGUCUAAAGAAGCAGCAACUUUUGGCCCCCUUUUCUACCCUUACAUUUGUCUCUUGCUCUCGCCUCGUCUUAAACACAAGACCACUUUCUAUGACUGCAUCACGCAGAGAGCAACUGAAUUGUUAGUUUCUGCUGCACAGUGCCUGGCGCUCUGGAUGAAAUGUGAUGAGAAAGGCUGCUGGUUGGUGACAGUCAUUUUCAGAGUUUAUUUUCCCUACAUUCAAUCUUUAUUUCCUGCCUUUAACAUAUUUGUUCUUCUUUGUACAGUGUUACCUUUUUACUGGUAAAACAAAUCAUAUUUCAUUUUGGGCUCCAGUCAAACCUCAUUGAUCGUGUACAGUACUUCCUGUUUCAGGUUAUGUAUAAAGCGUUAUAUAUGUCAUGUUUCAGAAGCUUUAAAGCAGCACAAUGAAUACGUUUUUCAUUGAAGCAAUGUGUGUAGCAGAAUGGGCUGUUCCCCCCCCCCCCCCCGUCUCAGGAUCCAAAGUGUGAUGUGAAACAAACAGAACUACUGGGUGUAUGAGGACUGUGUAGCGCUGUAUGGAGGGCAGAAUAGCUGCCAGGACUGGUCACGCUGAUGCAGUAAAGUGUGAACUCAUCAAACGGCUAAAACAGUGUCGAGGUACAACUUUGAAAAAUGCAUUGGAGUCUGCAUCAAGCAGUUGUCUUUUCUACUUAUAUCCUUUGUCGUCUCUUUUCUUCUGUGUGCCUCCUGAUCAUGUUCCUCGCUCCCUGCCUCUCCUGCUUCCUGGUUCUUCUCCCGGCUGCUCCUCUCAGCGCACUGUUCCUAGAGAAAUAGGCAAAAAUGCAAAACAAUCAUAAUUCUAGACAGUAUUGCUUUAUUUAUCAAAGUUGUACAUACUUAGAUGUAUAGUGGGUAUGUUGUCUUCAUUUUGUUUUCUUAUUAGUUGUGCCAUUUUCUUUUGUUAUUCAGUUGAUAAUGUUUGAUUUGAGGUUUCUACCAUUACCAUUUAAUCAAGCUCAAAUAAAGACGAAUUUGCCACAAAA